Molecule: messenger RNA, 1418 nt
Organism: Trichomycterus rosablanca
Lineage: Eukaryota; Metazoa; Chordata; Actinopteri; Siluriformes; Trichomycteridae
Exons: 3
Coding region: 15-1262 (415 amino acids)
Source: RefSeq, a predicted model, not a curated record
GUGAAUGAUCAGCGAUGUUUUGUCCAUUUUGUGGCAAUCAUUUUAGCCAAUUAGUCCGCUUUUGUUUUUCUUGCGGUAAAUCGUUAGAAUUUUUAGAAGAGCAGUCAAAAGAAGACGUAAUAAAUUUGUGUAUAGGGUAUUUCAAUAAAGGCCACUCCUACGAUGUUAUCGUUGACAUGAUGUCCUCCUUACAUGGUGUUAACAUUAGUUUGCGAUCUCUUAAAACUAAACUUAAACAGGCUGGACUGUACCGUAGAAAGGGCUAUUCUUCUACACACGCUGUCAGGAAUGCUAUAGGGUUGGAGCUUCGUGGACCUGGACAGCUCUUUGGCUAUCGAACAAUGUGGCAAGUACUCACGCAAAAGUACAAUCUACGAGUAAAGAGGGAUGAUGUUAUGGUGUUACUACAGGAGCUUAAUCCUCGAGGAUGUGAGAUGAGAGCACGCAGAAGGUUUAUUAGAAGAACCUACCACUCAAUGGGGCCGAAUUACAUGUGGCACGCUGACGGUUACGACAAACUCAAGCCAUUCGGUUUGGCCCUUUCGGGAUGUAUAGACGGAUUUUCGCGGAAAGUACUGUGGCUUGUAUGUGGACCAACAAAUAACAACCCCUCAGUUAUUGCUCACAAUUUCAUCACUUGUGUGCGAAACCUUGGUGCUGUCCCCAUGAGAUUGAGGACCGAUUGCGGUACGGAGAACGGCAUUAUGGCUGCAGUUCAGUGUACCCUACGGCACCAGCACACUGAUUACUACUCGGGAGCGUCUAGCCAUAUGUAUGGUUCAUCCACCAAUAAUCAACGCAUCGAGUCAUGGUGGUCCAUAUUCAGAAAGGGAAGGUCUCAGUUCUGGAUGGAGUUAUUUGCAGACCUCCGAGAUGCAGGAUACUUCAAUGGAAGUCAUGAACACCAAUGCUUGCUGAGAUUUUGCUUCAGUGAUGUCAUACAGAAGGACCUGGAUGAAUGUGUGACACUGUGGAACAGUCACAGGAUUCGCACUUCUAGAACCGCAUCAUGUCCUGGAGGAGUGCCCAAUGAACUGUACUAUUUACCACACAGGUUUGGCUCCAGAGACUGUGGAUUUAGAAUUGAAGAAACAGAACUGGAUGUUUUCCCUGAAUCAAGACAGUCAGUCAAUUCAUGUGGUGACCAAAACAUCCAGGAGUACUUGGAUCUUGUUGUGGAGUGCAGUCAACUACAGAAGCCAAUUAACUGGGAGUCCGCAUCAGAACUAUACUUAUGGCUAAAAGAAAUUGCUCAGCUAUGAUUGUUUUAAUUACAUAAAUUAACUGAGUUAAUUUUUAAAUUAACUUUUGCUGUCCAUGACAUCUGACCUCAAUUAUCACAGUAAGAAAAUGUUGAAAAAGUUUGAAAUAAAUUGAGUAACAGCAAUGCAUAGUACAAAAUAUUUAUUAAACUCUCA